Monosiga brevicollis MX1 is the source of this 501-nucleotide messenger RNA. RefSeq lists its product as uncharacterized. The transcript has 3 exons. The record is from RefSeq and is a predicted model, not a curated record. Gene Ontology annotation, molecular function: protein binding. The coding region runs from base 1 to 501 and encodes 166 amino acids. Lineage: Eukaryota; Choanoflagellata; Craspedida; Salpingoecidae.
AUGGAGCUGGACAAGGCGACUUAUGGGCCGAUUGCCAAGACCUUUUUGACGGCCUGUCGCAAGGGGCACAUUGAGGUGGUUCAGGCUCAAUUGCGGCAUGAGAAUCCAACAGUGGCCCCGCGGCUUCUGGGCCAAAAGGACAUGGACGGCUACACGGGACUGCACAAGGCAGCCUACAAUGGCCACCUUGCCGUUGUAGAGCUGCUCAUUGCCAGCGGUGCUGAUGUCAAUGUGGGCACCAAAGAUAACUGGCGCCCAUUGCACUGUGCGGCGCGCUGGAACAAGGCUCAUAUCAUCGAGUGUCUUUUGGGACACGGGGCCGACAUCAAUGCGCAGACCAACGGGGGCCUUACUGCCAUGCAUAUUGCAGCCACCUAUGUACGAGGCCUGCUCGAAUUCCGGUCACACACUGCGUUCCGCCUCCCGGUAACCAUGCGCGACGACACUCUGAUGGACACCUGGUGUGACUGGGGCAGGGUGACACGCGCGACGCUCUUCUAG